Molecule: messenger RNA, 1532 nt
Organism: Paramormyrops kingsleyae
Lineage: Eukaryota; Metazoa; Chordata; Actinopteri; Osteoglossiformes; Mormyridae
Gene: nkx2.5
Product: NK2 homeobox 5
Biological process (GO): cell differentiation; regulation of transcription by RNA polymerase II
Cellular component (GO): nucleus
Molecular function (GO): DNA-binding transcription factor activity, RNA polymerase II-specific; RNA polymerase II cis-regulatory region sequence-specific DNA binding
Source: RefSeq, a predicted model, not a curated record
CCCUAGACCCUCACAAGUCAGAAACAGGGUUUAUAGUGAAGAUGAACACUUUUCUCAAGAGCCUCCUUGUCGCACUAGAGAGCGCUUCAGUUUGGUGAAUUUUCGGGGAGGGGUAACCCUCGUGACAGCUUCAUCAAUUUGUUGUCGGGAAAACUGAAUAAGUGUUUACUGGUCAUGUUCUCCAGCUCCCUGACGUCCACUCCUUUCUCAGUAAGGGAUAUAUUGAAUCUGGAGCAGAACCAAGACGAGAUGUCCUCUUUGGAAAUAUCACCACGGCUAGAGAGCGCGGUCCCGACUUCGUCAUGUAUGCUGGCGAAGUUCAAACAAGAGCCUGUGACGGAGAUGCAGGCCGGGGCCUCCGUGUUUAGCGAAGACGUGCCCGAUCUUAAGGGCAGCAAAAUCUCUUCUCUUAACUUCACUGCUACCUUUUAUGGAAAGAAUUUCCUGGAUAUGGACAUCAUCAAAGAGGCACGGGCGGACAACAUAUUAGAGGAAAAGGAAACAAAAGACGAACAGAGUGACGACUUAAAGACCGAGGACACGGAGCGACCGAGACAGAGGAAGAGGCGCAAGCCGCGCGUGCUCUUCUCUCAGGCGCAGGUUUACGAGCUGGAGAGGCGCUUUAAACAGCAGAAGUACCUUUCGGCCCCGGAGAGAGACCACCUAGCCGGCGUGCUUAAACUCACGUCAACCCAGGUGAAAAUAUGGUUCCAAAACCGCCGUUACAAGUGCAAGAGACAGCGCCAAGACCAGACUCUGGAGAUGGUGGCCAUCCCGCCACCAAGGCGCAUAUCGGUUCCGGUCCUGGUUCGGGACGGAAAGCCCUGUGUGGGUGAUACAUCUGCUUACAGUUCUUCCUACAACGUGGGCAUGAACCACUACGCGUACAACACGUACCCGCACUUCGCUAAUUACCCAAAUCCCGGUUGCAACACAAACUACGCCUGUAAUUACGCCACAGGAACCAUGCCGGCAAUCCAGUCACCACCAGGAAGCAGUAACUACAUGAACAUCAGCGUGGCUGAGCUCAGUAACGUCCAGACCCAGUUCCAGUCGAGCAACGGAGUCUCUUCCCUGCAUGGUAUAAGAGCCUGGUGACAAGUCAGAAAAAGGCUUUUUCUUAACGAAACACACCAUUCUUAUACAUUUCGAAUGCGAAGAUGUGGUUUAAGUGGCGGCCACUUCGCAGCCCCUAUUUCAUUCUUACAAGAAAAAAAAACGAACUAUAAUGAUUGUAUUUUGACAGGAGUGUUUUGGUGAAUGUACAUAAACGAGGGCAUUGGCAACCAACGAUGAUCGCAACACCUAAUGAACGGUUUUAUCGAAACGUUAAUUUCUUUUUUUAUUAUUUUGACGAUAAAAUAGAAAAAAUGCCUAUAUGAAUCGUGGAGAUACACUUGAUUUUUGCUCCUCAGUGUAACAAGAUACGCUAAAACUGUACAUUAUAUUGUAACAUUGGCCGACUGUAUGGCGUUCCUCUGUAUGUCAAUUCCCGCAACAACAAAAAAAACAAGUUUGAUGUUUUGUUUAUA